Molecule: messenger RNA, 1724 nt
Organism: Brassica oleracea var. oleracea
Lineage: Eukaryota; Viridiplantae; Streptophyta; Magnoliopsida; Brassicales; Brassicaceae
Product: peroxisome biogenesis protein 12
Exons: 10
Coding region: 71-1240 (389 amino acids)
Biological process (GO): protein import into peroxisome matrix; protein monoubiquitination
Cellular component (GO): peroxisomal membrane; peroxisomal importomer complex
Molecular function (GO): zinc ion binding; protein binding; ubiquitin-protein transferase activity
Source: RefSeq, a predicted model, not a curated record
UCUGAAGAAGCUAAAGGUCUCUCACCGGACCUUUAUCAACAAUCACUAGAAGAAGAAGAAGAAGAAGAAGAUGCUGUUUCAGGUGGGAGGCGAUGGCACACGCCCUACCUUCUUCGAGAUGGCUGCGGCUCAGCAGCUUCCAGCUAGCCUCCGCGCCGCUCUCACAUACUCACUCGGCGUUUUUGCUUUGAGAAGAUCGUUUCUUCAUAAAAUCUUAGACUACGAGGACGAGUUCUAUGCUGCUCUGAUGCUUGUUCUCGAAGGACAUAGCUUACGAACCACAGAUGCUUCGUUUGCUGAAUCAUUGUAUGGUUUGAGGAGGAAGUCAGCGAGAUUGAGGUUGAGGAAAGGUUCCGGAGAAGAAGAAGUUCAACAUUCUGGGUUAGAGAAACGCCAGAGGAUCCUUUCUGUUGUGUUUCUGGUUGUGUUACCUUAUUUCAAAUCGAAGUUGCAUGCUAUAUAUAACAAGGAGAGGGAAGCGAGGCUCAGGGAAAGUUUAUGGGGAAUGGUGGAUCAAGGGUUUGAUGAAGCUGACUUCUUCACAGGAGAGGAGCCAGUUGUUUCAAGAGGGGAUAGUGGGAAUCAAGAGGUUUCUGUUCGAGUGCAGUUAGCUACAAAGAUUAAAAAGUUUAUAUCUGUGUGCUAUCCUUGGAUACAUGCAUCAAGUGAAGGAUUAUCAUUCAGUUACCAGCUCUUAUAUCUACUGGACGCUACUAGAUUCUAUUCUCUCGGCCUUCAAGCUCUUGGGAUCCAAGUUUGUCGAGCCACAGGGCAAGAACUGAUGGAUACUUCUUCAAGAAUUUCAAAGAUACGGAACCAUGAGCGUGAGAGACUUCGUGGUCCUCCAUGGUUAAAAACAGUGCAAGGGGCUCUUCUUACCUGUUCAUAUGCGGUUCUUGACUACGCCCAAACCGGUUUGAUUGCAGCAGUUUUUAUCUUUAAAAUGAUGGAAUGGUGGUAUCAGUCUGCUGAAGAAAGAUUGACAGCUCCAACUGUGUACCCUCCACCUCCACCUCCUCCAGCCCCAAAGGUGGCUAAAGAAGGAAUCCCUCUACCUCCAGACAGUUCGCUCUGUGCCUUAUGCUUGCAAAAACGUGCAAACCCAUCAGUUGUCACAGUCUCUGGAUUUGUUUUCUGCUAUGCUUGCGUGUUCAAGUAUGUCACAAAGUACAAGCGAUGUCCAGUGACAUUGAUCCCGGCAAGCGUGGAUCAGAUAAGGAGGCUGUUUCACGACACUUAAGGACAAUCUGUUUUAUGGUUUUAAGCCAGACGGUGUGAGCUUUGUUCUCAAUCUCGGUUUGGAGAUGGUGCAACCAGAGUCUAAACCGGAAGAGCUAAAAGUCUUCCAAGUGACACUCUUAAUUCCCCAAUUGGGUUAUGUAUAUUUAGAUAAAUGGAUACGCUUUCUUCUAUAGAGUUCAUCAAGUUUGGGAUCUUGUAUAGCAAGAAAGCUGUGUUACGCCUAACCAAAGCUGAAUUUAACGAGGACAAAGAAAGCAAACAUGUUUUUCUUUUCCUUAGGUUCACAAACAAACAUCAUUUCGUUUUCAUUUGAAACAAAACAACUACGUGUUGUUCUUCCAUAAGUAAAACAAGACUUCCAAAGAAAAAUGAUUCUGUCCAAAACAUUAAUGCCGUUCAAGUGACUCCCAACUGAAACCCAUUGAAGAGGAGAGCCGGCUUAAAAAUCAAGAAAAGCAAAGCUUGUGUUCCUUGUAAGAAAA